Messenger RNA from Erpetoichthys calabaricus (reedfish), 2718 nucleotides. RefSeq lists its product as uncharacterized. The transcript has 5 exons. The coding region runs from base 1 to 2718 and encodes 905 amino acids. The record is from RefSeq and is a predicted model, not a curated record. NCBI's taxonomy places the organism in Eukaryota, Metazoa, Chordata, Cladistia, Polypteriformes, Polypteridae.
AUGAGCAUCGCUGUCCUGCACAUCGCGUCUACAGGUGAAAUUACGGACUCCGCAAAUAUCGGACAUUUCCAAGGGAUUCUCACGGCUGUACCUCACACACCACUAAGCAGAAUGAUGUCCACUCUGGAAAUGCUAGAGGAACUCUACCAGAGCAAAGUGGACUUCAAUGUCACAGACUUCAUCUCUUACAAAUCAAAAGCAGAACAUGUGGUCACCACUCUCCUGGCAGCAGUCCAGAAACAUGUAAAACCAAGAGACCCCAAGAUACAUCUGAAGCCCAUUGGCACUGGCAGUGCUUUUGAAGGUGUGAAAGUAAAACCAGACUUGGAGUUUGACUUCAUGGUUCCAAUUGAGAUAACAUGGGACCAGAUAAUCUUCUCAGAUAAGAAUCCAGUUAUUCCAGUUUGCUUUGGAGUCAUUCAGAUUGAAACUCCAAGAUCAACAGUAAGCAUGUUACAGUUUACUUCCAUAUGGGCUAAAGAUUUAGAUUUCAAAGAGAAGUUCUGUGUUCCAUUUCAUUGGUAUCCCCAUGUAUUGUCUGCGGAGAAGAUCCAGCGGUGGUUCCAGGCCAUGUGUGCUCAUACUCUGCCUGAGCUUGCCAUGCACUUCCCUGGAUUCAACUUCAGAUUUCGGACAAGUGGCCCUGCAAGGACUCUCGUUUUUGACUGGCUUGGGAAGGAGGUGAAUGUCGAUAUUGUGCCCGCUGUUCCAUACCGGGGUGUUUUCCUUGUGGCAAAGAUGACCUCAAACUUUGGGGAAGCUGCAUGGAGGCUUUCCUUCUCUACUACCGAAAAGGCUUUCUUUAACAGCCUGCCAGAAAACUCCUGUUACUUCAAGUGCCUGAAGAUACUAAAAUACCUGAGGGAACAGGAUAAGAAAAUAUGUCCAUCCUCCCAGUUGACCUCCAGAUGUCCUUCCUACUACCUAAAAACAGCAUUUUUCCAUCAGGUAUUACAAACUGAUAACUAUGCCUGGCAGAACUAUAACUUGGAAAGACAAGUGAAGGGUCUCCUUCUAUACCUGGCCAAAUGUAUGAAACAGCAGCGCCUUCCACACAUCUUUGUGGGGAAUAAAGAACUGGUAGGCAGACGUGAUUUGUGGCUGCGGGAUAUUCCUUGCAAGUUUUUCCACUUUAAAGAGACAAACCUUUUGAAAAAAGUUAAGAAAGAAACCUUGCACCAGAUCAGUCUAAGGUUGAUUUACAUUCAUGAUCACCUUGACAUGGUGCUUCAAAAAAUGUGCUAUUGUCCAGAUUCUUUACAGCGAUAUUCUAAGCUCUCCUCAGUUGACAUCAGAGACCCAACAGAUGAGUUGGUUAGAAGAGCAGAAGUAGUGUGCGAAAUGGAGUAUGUCAACCAUCAUCAUAGCCAUCUAUCAUUUGAGGAGACAGAGGCAUUUUGUGAAAUGGAGUAUGAGAUAACUCACACUCCACAAAGCAAAAUGGUGUCCACUCUGGAAAUGCUAGAGGAACUCUACCAGAAAAAAGUGGACUUCGAUGCCACAGAGUUCAACUCUUACAAAUCAAAAGCAGAAAAUGUGGUCACCACUCUCCUGAGAGAGGUCCAGAAACAUUUACAACCAGGAGACCCCAAGAUUAAUCUGAAGCCCAUUGGUACCGGCAGUGCUUUUGAAGGUGUAAAGGUAAAACCAGACUUGGAGUUUGACUUCAUGGUUCCAAUAGAGAUAACGUCAGACCAGAUUAUCUUCUCAAAUGAAGAUCCUGAUAUUCCAGUUUGUUUUGGAAUCAUUCAGAUUGAAAGAACAAGUACAAUGUUCAUAAACCAGUAUACAUCUAUAUGGGCCAAACAUUCAGAUUUCAAAGAAAAGUUCUGUGUUCAGAAUAAUAGGCAUGGCUAUGUACUGUCUACACAGAAGAUCCAGAGGUGGUUCCAGUCCAUGUGUGCCCGUACUCUGUCUGCACUCAGGGAAUACUAUCAUAAUAACAGUAUUACAUUUCGAGAGAGUGGUCCUGCAAGGACACUUGUCUUUCAGGAGCUUGAGAAAGAGGUAAAGAUUGACAUUGUGCCUGCUGUUCCCUACAAGGGUGUCUACCUUGUAGCAAAGAUGACCUCACAUCUUGGUGAGGCUGCAUGGAGGCUUUCCUUCUCCACCCAUGAGAAGGCUUUCUUUGACAAUCUGCCACGCAACCCCUGUUACUUCAAGUGCCUGAAGAUCCUAAAAUAUCUUCGGGAGAAUGAUAAGAAAAUAUGUCCAUCCUCCCAGUUGACCUCCAGCUGUCCUUCCUACUAUCUGAAAACAGCAUUUUUCCAUCGGGUAUUACAAACUGAUAAGUAUGACUGGCAGAAUCAGAACCUGGAAACACAAGUGAAGGGUCUCCUUCAAUACCUGUAUAAAUGUAUGAAGCAACAGCGCCUUCCACACAUCUUUGUUGGGAAUAAAGAGCUGGUAGACAGACGUGAUUUGUGGCUACAGGAUGUUCCUUCUGAGUUCUUCGACUAUAAAGAGACAAACCUUUUGAAAGAAUUAAACAGUGAAACCUUGGACCAGAUCAGUCUGAGGCUGAUUUAUAUCCAUGAUCAGUUUGAAGAUGUGGGUUCUUCAGCUGUUGACAGGUGUGGCAAUUCUUCACGUGGUGACAAACAUCUGACCGGACCGAUGGCCACCAUGCCACCCCCAGAAUCUUCAGGAGGGUUUUCGUCCGGCCAAGAUGACCACCUAAAGGGCUGUCGUGAAAAAAGUUCAAAAACACAGGGAUGA